Messenger RNA from Carlito syrichta (Philippine tarsier), 2958 nucleotides. It is a transcript of the gene MROH7, whose product is annotated as maestro heat like repeat family member 7. Gene Ontology annotation, cellular component: cytoplasm. The record is from RefSeq and is a predicted model, not a curated record. Lineage: Eukaryota; Metazoa; Chordata; Mammalia; Primates; Tarsiidae. Bases 128 to 2881 code for a protein of 917 amino acids. The transcript is spliced from 23 exons.
UGGGUAAAAGUCUUCCCCUCUGGCUGUAAUUCCACAGUUAGAACUUCAUAUCUUUGGCUUAAAGCUAAAUUUUCUGUCACCAUGUGGAUGUCUCCGGUGGAGGGGCCCGUUCCUGCUUAAGGACAUCAUGCAUGCAGGAGCCUUGGAUGACGUGAACUCGUGCCUGGUGAGGGUGCCAGAGAAGACAGAGGACGGCAGCCAAACUGCCCUGGUUGAGAAUGUCAUCCCUCUCCAGGAAAGACAGGACCUGCUGGAAGUGGAAGGAGAGAAGAAGGCCAUGAUGAAGCAGAUGAUGAGGCAGAUCCAGGAGGAGCCUCGGGAUUUCCUCUCCAGCUCCGUCCGCCGGCAGGCCAUGGAGACCCUGACCCAGCUAAGCCACACACAGCCCACCCUGGGUGUGCAGGAGAGGUCGGAACUGGUGAUCACGUGCGUGCAGAGUGUGUUCUCCCUGCCCUCGGUGCAGGCCAUGCAGGAGAAGGACCAGGCCAAGGCAGAGGCCAUCCGGAUCCUUUACCAUCAGACCCUGGAUGCCCUGCAAACAUUGCUCAAGGCCCUCUUUCUUGAGGACCCCACUCCCGACGGGCUGAAGAGCAUCUUGGAGCCCCUAGGGCCCUGGAUGAACUCUGGGAAGGCCCACGAGCGAGCACGGGCUGUGAACAGCAACGUCUCUGUGUUGAGCCACACGCUUCUGACUCUGCCUUUCUUUAUGCCCUUGGGGUUCCCGGCAUUGGGGCUUCUGCUGGGGAGGCUCGUCCUUCGCAUUGGGGAUCCUGAUGAGGAGAUUGGCCGGGAGGCUCUGGACGGCAUCAUCAUCCUUUACACCAUCCUGGAGCUCCAAACAGGAGGCAGAGGUGAGAAAGAGAUCAACAAGAAGGAGCUGUUUGAGAGCAACAAGCGUGUCCUCGGGCCCUACAACCCCGCCAGCCCAUGCCAGAACAUCCUGCGCGUGAUCGCGGAAUUUGGAAACUUCCUGGGGCCCCAGCAGGUAAAGGACCUGCUGCUGGCGGCCCUGGAAGGACUGCAGGGUGGCUCGGAGGCCCCGGGGAAGGACACCAGGGAGAUGACGCAGCUGGCCUCGGAGGUCACGCUCAGCUCGGUGCUGGAGUGGUAUCACCAGAGGGCGCUGGAGGUGAUCCCAGAAAUCAUGCAGGGCAUCUACAGGCAGCUGAGCCACAUCCAGGAGCCCCGGGCCCGCCAGGUGGCCCUGCUGCCCAUCUCCCACCUGGCCAGGUCCUUCAUGACCAAGGUCGUCGUGGCCCUGCUCAUGUGUCCCCUCCCGCUGGACAGCAAUGGGGCGGAGAUGUGGAGGCAGCUGAUUCUGUGCAAGCCCAGCUGUGAUGUCCGUGACCUCCUUGAUCUGCUCCUGAACAGCCUGAAGAAGAAGCCCGUCACCAACAAGGGCACAGCCUCCACCGUGCCUCUGGCGGCAGCCAGCGGCCUGUGCGAGCUCCUGUCUGUCAACAGCUGCAUGGGCCGCGUGAAGCGCAUCUACCCCCAGCUGCUCCUGGCCCUGCUCACUCAAGUCCAUUACCACAUUGGCCUCAUCCUCCCCGGCUGCACGGCUCCUCACAAGGACACCCAGAAGGAUGCCCAGCCCCCUGUCUUCAUACCUGUGCGCUGGAUGGUGAGAGUGGUGAAAACCCUGCUGCUGAAGAUGGGCUGCUUCUACGAGGUCACCUUCCUGGAUGAGCAGGGUGGCUGGGAGCUCAUGGAGCAGGCAGAAAAUCACCACCGAGGAGUGGCCCUGCUGGCCAGGGCCAUGGUGCUCUACUCCUGCCACGAGCUGUGUCGCGUCCUCUACCUGCUCAUUCCGCUCCUGGAGCGAGGCGACAAGAAGCACAAAAUUACGGCCACCGCCUUCUUCGUGGAGCUCCUCCAGAUGGAGCAGGUGCGCCGGAUCCCCGAGGAGUACUCUCUGGGGCGGAUGGUGGAAGGUCUGAGCCACCAUGACCCCGUCAUGAAGGUGAUAUCCAUCCGAGGCCUAGUCAUCCUGGCCCGCAGGACUGAGAAGGCUGCCAAGGUGCGAGCCCUCUUGCCCUCCAUGGUGAAGAGUCUGAAGGACAUGGACGGAAUGCUGGUGGUGGAGGCGGUCCACAACCUCAAGACCAUCUUCGAGGGGCAGGGCCGGAAGCUGACAGACAGCUCCGUCUGUGUGGAGAUGCUAGAGGUCCUGCAGCCACACUUCAGUGAUUCCCAAGAGGAUGUAUGUGCCUCCUGCAUCCACCUGUAUGGGAAGAUGGUGAAGAAGCUUCGACCACCACGCACCCCAGCAGUGGAGGAGCAGCUGAUCCGCACCUUGGUGCCCCUGCUGCUGGUCAUGCAGGAAGGCAACGCCAACGUGGGCCAGAAAUGCGUGAAGACCCUGUUCCGCUGUUCUUGCUUCAUGGCUUGGGAGCUGCCGAGAAAAGCCUACAGCCAGAAGCCUUGGGACAACCGGCAGAAGAGGGUAGCCAAAAUCUGCAAGUUCCUGGUGAACACCCACCGAGACAGCGCCCUCACAUUCCUCAGCCAGAGCCUGGAGUACACCAAGCACACACGGGCCUCCCUCCGGAAGUCCUCAGUCAUGUUCAUAGGGUCUCUGGUCCCAUGCAUGGGGCGCCUCGUGACAGAAGAUCGUCUGAAGGAAGUGAAAGCUGCUCUGGAAAACCUGAGACAUGACCCAGAAGCAUCAGUGUGCAUCUGUGCAGCUGAGGCCCAGGACCACAUUCUGGCCAGCUGCGGGCGGAACUACUGGUGGCCGCCACCCGAGUACACAUGGGUGUGCGACCCGGCCACCACGCACCGCUGGAGCCCCAGCUGUGAGGACCUGCCCACCUCCCACAAGCGGCGCCCCUGGAUCAUGCAGGCACUGGGCUCCUGGAGGAUGUCCUUGAAGUUGUGAUGUCCUCGAGCCCCCGUCCUCCUCAGGUGGCCUAGACCCAGCCGGGCGCACUAUAAAUGCCAUGUGUUUUACCUGUC